Molecule: messenger RNA, 1758 nt
Organism: Arvicanthis niloticus (Nile rat)
Lineage: Eukaryota; Metazoa; Chordata; Mammalia; Rodentia; Muridae
Gene: C3ar1
Product: complement C3a receptor 1
Biological process (GO): chemotaxis; phospholipase C-activating G protein-coupled receptor signaling pathway; complement receptor mediated signaling pathway
Cellular component (GO): plasma membrane
Molecular function (GO): complement component C3a receptor activity; complement component C5a receptor activity; G protein-coupled receptor activity
Source: RefSeq, a predicted model, not a curated record
CAGUCUCAACCCCGAGUUCCCUUUACUCUGGGAAAAGUACGUGCUCAGCAGCUUGUCCAACGCACUUCACGACUGCAUUCCGGCGGGUCCAGACGGGAUGCGUUGGUGACUGGCAGAUCAUCCUGGAGCCUUUGGAUCCCACCUCAGCGUUCGUGAUUGAGCAAUGGAGUCUUUUGCUGCCGACACCAAUUCAACUGACCUACACUCACAGCCUCUGUUUCAACCACAAGACAUUGCCUCCAUGGUCAUUCUCAGUCUCACUUGUUUAUUGGGACUGCCAGGCAAUGGGCUGGUGCUGUGGGUGGCUGGCGUAAAGAUGAAGACGACCGUGAACACAGUCUGGUUCCUCCAUCUCACGCUGGCCGAUUUCCUCUGCUGCCUUUCCUUGCCCUUCUCCCUGGCUCAUCUGAUUCUCCGAGGACACUGGCCCUAUGGCUUGGUCCUGUGCAAACUUAUCCCAUCCGUCAUUAUCCUCAACAUGUUUGCCAGUGUCUUCCUGCUUACUGCCAUCAGCCUGGACCGCUGUCUGAUGGUACAUAAGCCAAUCUGGUGCCAGAAUCAUCGGAACGUGAGAACAGCCUUCGCCAUCUGUGGAUGUGUCUGGGUGGUGGCCUUUGUGAUGUGUGUGCCCGUAUUUGUCUACCGUGAUCUGUUCGUUCUAGACAAUCACAGUGUAUGUGGUUAUAAUUUUGGUUCCUCCAGGUCAUCUGACUAUUGGGGGGACUACAUAUAUGAUCUAAAUCUACUAGAAAGCAAUUCUACCGCCAACUCCACUGCUCAGCUAACUGGACACAUAAAUGACAGGUCAGCUCCUUCCUCUCUACAAGCGAGGGAUCACCUUUGGGCAGCUACCACUGCCCUCCAGUCACAAACAUUCCAAACAUCUCCUGAAGACUCAUUCUCUCUAGAUUCAGCAAGUCAACAGCCCCAUUAUGGUGGAAAGCCUACUAAUGUGCUCAAAGCAGCCAUGCCCAGUGGAUUUUCUGUUGAAGAUCAUAAAUCCACCACAUUAAACACUGAUGCUUUUCUCUCUGCUCACUCAGAGUUGUCCCCUACUGCUUCUGGUGGUCAUUUAUACCCCCACGAUUUCCAGGAUGAUUAUUCUGACCAAUUCAUGUAUGACCAUCAUGUGUCGACACCUAUGAUGGCAAUAACCAUCACAAGAUUGGUGUUGGGCUUCCUGGUGCCGUUUUUCAUCAUGGUAACUUGUUACAGCCUCAUCGUCUUCAGAAUGCGAAAAGCCAACUUCACCAAGUCUCGGAACAAAACCUUUCGGGUGGCCAUGGCGGUAGUCACUGUCUUUUUUAUCUGCUGGACUCCAUACCAUAUUGUCGGAGUCCUGUUACUGAUUGCUGAUCCAGGAAGUUCCUUGGAGGAAGCUUUGAUACCCUGGGACCACAUGUCCAUUGCUUUAGCAUCUGCCAAUAGCUGCUUCAACCCUUUCCUUUAUGCCCUCUUGGGGAAAGACUUUAGGAAGAAAGCGAGACAGUCGAUAAAGGGCAUUCUGGAAGCAGCCUUCAGUGAAGAGCUCACGCAUUCUACCAGCUGUACCCAGGACAAAGCCUCUUCAAAAAGAAACAACAUGAGUACAGAUGUUUGAAGAUAUGGCGCUGGGGAACUAAGCAGAUGUUCUCAGGUGAAUACUAGUGAUGGAUGACAUGUGAGAGGGACACUUUAGACAAUAUGGCCACUCUCAGAGGAAAGUCUCUUAUUGACAGCAUUAUUUGAAAACAUUAAAGAUGCAAAUUUUCAAGCCCC